CCCUGACUCCAGGAACCUCACUACCAGGAUCAAAUAGUAACUGCAAAAUCUCACCUUCCAAUCCCUCCUUAUACCAGCCCACCAUGUUUAACUAUGAGCGUCCAAAACAUUUUAUCCAAUCACAGAACACAUGCAGCUCCAGGCUACAGCCUCCAGGGCCAGAGACUUCAACCUUCAGCAGCCAAACCAAACAAUCUUCCAUCCUCAUCCACCCCCGGCAAUGCUCAGAGCAAAGAUAUUCUGCUUCUUCUACAGUGAGCUCUCAGAUCACAGUAUCCUCAUCGGCUUUCCCGGCUUCUGGCCAGCAGCUUCCUGGCUCUUCCCCAGGACAAAGGGUGACAUCCACAUAUAACCAGUCCCCUGCAAGCUUCCUCAGUUCUGUAUUGCCAUCACAACCUGAUUACAGCAGCAAUAAAACCCCUACAGCUGUGGAAUCCAAUUACCAGCAGCCAUCAGUCAACCCACCUGUAAAUGUUAAGCCAGCCCAAGGUGCACAUCCUAAACUGAUACCAAAAACUCCUGAUCAUGAAAUACAAGGAUCCAAAGAAGCUCUGAUUCAAGACUUGGAAAGAAAGCUUCGGUGCAAGGACAACCUUCUUCACAAUGGAAACCAAAGGCUAACGUAUGAGGAGAAGAUGGCUCGCAGGCUGCUGGGACCACAGAACGCUGCUGCAGUGUUUCAAAAUGACAGUGAGUCACAGGACUCAGCACAGCACAACUCAGAAAAUGCAAGAUUGCAGGUUCCUACAUCACAGAUGAGGAGUAGAUCAUCUUCAAGAGGAGAUACAAAUGAUCAGGAAUCAAUCCUGGAGAAAUUCUACCCUCCACGUUUUGUUCAAGUGCCAGAGAACUUAAAUGUAGAAGAAGGAAGAUUCUGCAGAAUAGACUUUAAAGUAAGUGGAUUACCAGCUCCCGAUGUGUCAUGGUAUUUAAAUGGAAGACCAGUUCAAUCAGAUGAUCUUCACAAAAUGAUAGUAUCUGAAAAAGGUUUUCAUUCACUCAUCUUUGAAGUUGUCAGAACCUCAGAUGCAGGGACUUAUGCAUGUGUUGCUAAGAAUCGAGCAGGAGAAGCCACCUUUACAAUACAACUGGAUGUUCUUGCAAAGGAGCAUAAGAGAGCACCAAUAUUUAUCUACAAACCACAGAGCAAAAAAGUUUAUGAAGGGGACUCAGUAAAAUUAGAAUGCCAAGUUUCUGCUAUACCUCCACCAAAGAUUUUCUGGAAAAGAAAUAAUGAAAUGGUGCAAUUCAACACAGACAGGAUAAGCUUGUACUAUGAUAACUCUGGAAGAAUUACUCUACUGAUUAAAGAUGCAAACAAAAAAGAUGCUGGAUGGUAUACUGUGUCUGCAGUAAAUGAAGCAGGAGUGGUCACAUGCAAUACUAGAUUGGAUGUUGCAGCUCGUCCAACCCAAACUCUUCCAAAUCCUAAGCAGUUACGGGUUCGACCAACUUUCAGCAAAUACUUAGCACUGAAUGGAAAAGGUCUGGAUGUGAAACAAGCUUUUAACCCAGAAGGGGAAUUUCAGCGCCUAGCAGCUCAAUCUGGACUCUAUGAGAGUGAAGAACUUUAACAGCUUAUGAUAAUAUGACAAAUGCAACUAGUAAUCUUACAUUCAUUUGAUUAAGAUCUUUAAAAAUAAACCCAUAGUGCCGUUAACAGAUUAUUGCAUUUAUUAGGCAACAUAACUACUGUACGGAAUAUUAAUCUUGACUCUUGCACACACUGCCUACUUUUCUGGUUUAUUAAAAAAAUACAAAAUCUGUGUGUGUGAGUUUGUAAAUGUAGAAGACUAUCCUGAAAUGUGGGUUUUUUUUAAUUUGUCACAAAUGCUCAAUGACUCCUGAAUAUGAAAUCUGUAGAGCCUUUUUAAACCACAACUAGUACCAGUAGCAAGAGCAGCUCCUUGGUAUGGCUUUCUAAAGACUAUGACCUUUAAUGACAUUAAGUGUUGUGUUUCAGGAAUACUGAAAUGUUACAGAUUAUCUGAGUGUUU
This is a messenger RNA of Vombatus ursinus (common wombat), 1997 nucleotides long. RefSeq names its product myotilin (gene MYOT). The transcript has 9 exons. Gene Ontology annotation, molecular function: cell-cell adhesion mediator activity. Gene Ontology annotation, cellular component: axon; plasma membrane. NCBI's taxonomy places the organism in Eukaryota, Metazoa, Chordata, Mammalia, Diprotodontia, Vombatidae. Gene Ontology annotation, biological process: dendrite self-avoidance; homophilic cell-cell adhesion; axon guidance. The record is from RefSeq and is a predicted model, not a curated record. The coding region runs from base 84 to 1574 and encodes 496 amino acids.